Molecule: messenger RNA, 2241 nt
Organism: Zea mays
Lineage: Eukaryota; Viridiplantae; Streptophyta; Magnoliopsida; Poales; Poaceae
Exons: 10
Coding region: 527-1948 (473 amino acids)
Biological process (GO): regulation of transcription by RNA polymerase II
Cellular component (GO): nucleus
Molecular function (GO): protein dimerization activity; DNA-binding transcription factor activity, RNA polymerase II-specific; RNA polymerase II cis-regulatory region sequence-specific DNA binding
Source: RefSeq, a predicted model, not a curated record
CGAGCAUCAGAAAUUCAGCAGUCCAACGCGUCCUCCAAUCUUCGCCCCCGGCAAGCAAUACCGAAAAAGCCACUCCUUUUCCUUCUCCGCGCAAAGCCCCAAACCGCCGCCUCCCGUUCUCUCGAGUCUCGACCUCUCCUCUCCUCUCCUCUUCUCAGGUCUCACCUGAGUCACACCUCCACAGACACUGAGACACACACAUACGCUAUCUCUCAUCGUCCUCCACUCCCGGCAACGGAAGUUUCACUGCUGCCCUCAUCUAACUCCCCGUCUCACUGUGGAUUUUCGCAAAGGGGGCAAGAACAACGCCAGGGAUGGUCCAGGUGUUAUGGACGGUCGCGUGGGAUUGAUUGAUGCAGGCGUAAUGUCUCUAUCGUGAUUUCUUUUAUUCGUUCCGAGUUCUGACGAUUUCGUAGACGGAUACGGAAUACGCAUAUUGUCAACUGUGCGUAUUUUCAGUCUGUAGAAGCCAUCUUUUAAAGAACAUUUUGGGCAGAAAUUGCCAGUAGCAUUUCUUGUGGUUAACAUGGACUUCUCAGCUGGUUCCUACUUCUCAUCAUGGCCUAUCAAUUCUGCUUCUGAGAGCUACAGUUUGGCUGAUGGUUCAGCGGAAUCAUAUGGAGAAGGAAGCAUGCCACCGUCAACCUAUUUCAUGACAGCUAGAUCAGAUCACAAUUUAAAUUUCAGUGUGCAUGAACAGGAUUCCACUAUGCUUCCAAACGAACAGUUGACCUAUGCUGGUGCUGGCCAGAUUGAUCUAUUACCUGCUGAGACUCUAUCUAGGGAUAAGCUUCCUGAAAAUCUUCUGGAGCUUCAAGGACUUCAGAAUAUCAGCAACCUACAGAGUAAUUUAGUGGCCCCAGGGGUGUUUCAGCACAAUUUAACACCUGGGGUCUUUCAUCCACAGUUGAACACUCCUGGACUUUCAGAACUGCCUCAUGCCUUAUCUAGUUCAAUUGACAGUAAUGGAAGUGAAGUUUCUGCUUUUCUCGCUGAUCUAAACGCUGUUUCUUCAGCGCCAACUUUAUGUUCCACAUUCCAAAACGCUUCUUCGUUCAUGGAACCAGUGAAUCUAGAAGCUUUCAGUAUUCAAGGCGCACAAAGUGAUUGUGUUUUGAACAGAACAAGUCAUCCGAAUGGGAAUAUCUCAGUAUGUGACAGUGCUGCCUUGGCAUCACUACAUGAUAGCAAGGAGUUUAUCAGUGGUAGUCUCCCUUCUUUUGCUAGUGUCCAGGAAACAAACCUAGCUGCUAGUGGCUUCAAGACUCAGAAGCAGGAGCAAAAUGCAGUGUGCAAUAUCCCUACUUUCACUGCACGGAAUCAAAUGUCAGUUGCUGCAAUGCAAGGAGCACUUGUCCCUCAAAAGAUUCCUUCACGGAUCAAUGAUAAUAAAAGUGAGGGUCCUGUUAGCCAUCCUUCUGAUGUACAAACUCAACCAAAUUCAGCUGUUAAUGGUGUUGGUGUGAAACCACGAGUAAGGGCUCGUCGUGGACAAGCAACUGAUCCUCAUAGUAUUGCUGAACGGCUUCGCAGAGAGAAAAUUUCAGAUAGGAUGAAAAAUCUGCAGGAUCUUGUCCCAAAUUCCAAUAAGGCAGACAAGGCAUCCAUGCUGGAUGAAAUUAUUGAUUAUGUGAAGUUUCUUCAGCUUCAGGUCAAGGUCUUGAGCAUGAGUAGGGUAGGAGCUCCAGGAGCAGUUCUUCCCCUUCUCACAGAAUCUAAGACUGAGGGUUACCACGGCCAACCUCUGCCACAAGGAUUACUGGACGCACUAGACUCGGAAGACAGCUUCGUCUUCGAGGAAGAGGUCGUGAAGCUAAUGGAGACCAGCAUCACCAGCGCGAUGCAGUACCUUCAGAGCAAGGGGCUCUGCCUGAUGCCAGUCGCCCUUGCUUCCGCAAUAUCCACCCAGAAAGGUGUGUCCGCUGCUGCAGUCCCUCCUGAACGGUGAGAUAAAGACACGCUCCUCCCCCAUGAGCACGAGGAAACAGCCGCAGAUGACAGAACUCAGACGGCUGAAGAAUGCAGCAAUGCAAAGCCCGUAGAGUGCAGCAUAGGAAGUUAGUCUGUGACCAGAGCGCAUGGCCUCGUCUACUAAUUUCGCUCUCAGAAUCAGCUUUUUUUUUCGUACCUAUUGCGCAUCAGUUGAUUUUGCCUUUUUGCCUUCUCUCUUUUCUUUUUGGCCGUAUUUCAUCAGGUUGCAUAUAAAAAAAAGUAAAAUCUACUGGUUCUGGCGUUCUGCUA